AAAAGUUACGUAUAGCACCUUUAAGGAAAAAAAAAAGUCAAAGUGAACAGAUGUCCUCCUUCAUGGUUUGGGUGUAAUUGGCUUGGCUCCACCCGCUGCCCUCUAAACCCAUUAAAGCUCUUUAGGUCCGACAUUUUUGCCUCUGAGUCAGAGCAAGAUGAGCUUCGGAGACCGACACACCGUGUCGUCCUACCGCAAGAUCUUCGGAGAUUCUGCCCGCUUCCCGACCUCUGCCUCCCGCAUGGGCAGCGCGGCUCCUCGGCCCUUCCCAGGGCCCAGAGCCACGACCGCUCCCCGCCACGGCGCAUCCUCUGCAGGGAUGUACAGACGCAUCGGGCGGUCCUCCGCUCCGUUCUCUCUAGUUCCGACCGGUUCUUUCGAUUUGAGCCAAACCUCUGUGGUCAACAAUGAAUUCAAAGUGAUCAGAACCAACGAGAAGGAGCAGCUGCAGGGUCUGAAUGACCGCUUCGCCAUGUUCAUCGAUAAAGUCCGGCAUCUGGAGCAGCAGAACAAAGUCCUGGAGACGGAGCUGGUGAGCCUCCGGCAGAAACACGGCGAGCCUUCCCGCGUCGGGCUUCUCUACCAGGAGGAGAUGAGAGACCUGCGCUGCCAGCUGGACGAGCUGAACCGGGACAAGAACCAAAUCCUGAUCGAGAGGAACAACAUGGAGGACGAGCUGCAGAAGCUGAGCAUAAAGUUCGAUGAAGAGGCGAGGGUGCGGGAGGAAGCCGAGCAAACCCUGCGGUCCUUCAGGAAGGAUGUGGACGACGCGGCGGUGGUCCGCCUGGACCUGGAGCGGCGCGUCGAGUCGCUGUCGGAUGAAAUCUCUUUCCUGAAAAAGGUGCAUGAAGAGGAAAUCGAGGAGCUGAGCAACAUGAUGGAGGCACAGCAGGUCUCCGUGGAGAUAGAGCUCGCCAAACCGGACCUCACCUCGGCUCUGAAGGAGAUCCGCAGCCAAUACGAGUCCAUUGCCUCCAAAAACCUGCAGUCGGCCGAGGAGUGGUACAAGAGCAAGUUCGCGAGCCUGAGCGAGCAGGCGAGCCGGAGCAACGAGGCGAUGAGGGCCAGCAGGGAAGAGAUCAACGAGUUCAGGAGGCAGCUGCAGUCCAAGACGGUGGAGAUAGAGACCCUGAGGGGCGCCAACGAGUCUCUGGAGCGGCAGAUAGGCGAGAUGGAGGACACGCACAAUGCCGAGGUCACAGCCAUGCAGGACACCAUUAGCCACCUGGACACGGAGUUGAGGAACCUGAAGAGUGAGAUGGCUCAGCACCUGAGGGAAUACCAAGACCUGCUCAAUGUCAAGAUGGCUCUGGAUAUCGAGAUUGCCGCUUACAGAAAACUAUUGGAGGGAGAGGAGACCCACUUCAACUCUGGGAUGUCGUUCGGCACGGCUAGCUACAGCUACCAAGCUCGAAGCUCGACCGAAUCGUACAAAAGCAGCCAGAGGGAGAAAGGAGGAGCCAUGAAGGAAAGCUUCAAGGGCAUCAGCGAGGACAAAGAAGAGGCAGACAUCAACUCCAACAACUGA
Xiphophorus hellerii (green swordtail) is the source of this 1528-nucleotide messenger RNA. It is a transcript of the gene inaa, whose product is annotated as internexin neuronal intermediate filament protein, alpha a. NCBI's taxonomy places the organism in Eukaryota, Metazoa, Chordata, Actinopteri, Cyprinodontiformes, Poeciliidae. The record is from RefSeq and is a predicted model, not a curated record. The transcript has 5 exons. Gene Ontology annotation, molecular function: structural constituent of postsynaptic intermediate filament cytoskeleton. Gene Ontology annotation, biological process: intermediate filament organization. Bases 158 to 1528 code for a protein of 456 amino acids. Gene Ontology annotation, cellular component: cytoplasm; intermediate filament; postsynaptic intermediate filament cytoskeleton.